Triticum turgidum subsp. durum (durum wheat) is the source of this 1257-nucleotide messenger RNA. The record is from the annotation of a GenBank genome assembly. Lineage: Eukaryota; Viridiplantae; Streptophyta; Magnoliopsida; Poales; Poaceae.
AUGGCCAUGGACGAGUCACCCCAGCUGUUCCUGUGCCCGAUCUCCAUGGAGCUGAUGGAGGACCCCGUCACGGUGUCCACCGGCGUCACCUACGACCGCCGGAGCAUCGAGCGGUGGUUCUUCAAGUACGGCAAGACCACGUGCCCGGCCACCAUGCAGCGCGUCGCCUCCCUCGACCUCACGCCCAACCACACCCUCAAGCGCGUCAUCGCCUCCUGGCAGGACCGCGCCUCCACCUCCUCCUCCCCCUCCAGCCCCGCGGGCGCGUUCAAGCCGAUGGCGCGGGAGCGGCUGCCGUCGGUGCUCGCCGGCAUUGAGGGCACGCCCUUCAAGGUCACCGCGCUCAAGGGCCUGAGGCUCUGCAUGGCCGGGGACCAGGCGGCGCGGGACGACUUCGUGGCCUGCGACGGCAUCCAGGUGCUCGGCCGCGUCAUGGCGCAGGCGCUGGCGGAGAGCGGCGCCGGCGGGGACUUCUCGGCGUUCCGGACGUGCGAGGAGGCCGCCGCCGUCCUCGCCACGCUCCCGCUCUCGGACGAGGAGUCGGUGGACCUGGUACUGAGGCCCGAGUGCAUGAGGCCCAUGGUCGCGCUGGUCCAGCGCGGCAGCGCCGACGCGAGGCUGCACGCCAUGUCCAUCCUCGCCAAGGUCUCCGAGGCCAGCGGCGCCCGCAACUGGACCGAGGACGUAGACGUCGACGACAUGGUCAAGUCCCUCCUCGACCUGCUCUCUGACGGGGCCUCCUCCAAGCUCAGCUCCCGCGCGCUCGACGUGCUCAUCGACGUCACGGCGCGCUCGCGCUCCAGGGGCGGCGCCCGGCGCGGCAAGGGCGUGGUGGAGGUGGGCGCCGUGCGGGUGCUCGUGGAGCUCCUCCCGGAAGCCGACCGACACGUCACCGAGCGGGCGCUCCUGCUCCUGAAGCGGCUGUGCAAGUGCCCCGAGGGCCGGCUCGCGUUCGCGGAGCACGGGCUCGCCGUGGCGGCCGUGGUGCGGACCGUGCUGCGGGUGUCCGGCCUGGCCACGAGGCUGGCGGUCAACGUGCUGUGGCUGGUGUCGUGCGCGGCGCGGCCCACGGAGAGGGUGCUCGACGACAUGGUGGCGAGCGGCGGCGUGGCGAAGCUGCUGGCGCUGCUGCAGGCGGACAGCUCGCCGUCGACCAAGGAGAAGGUGGCGAGGAUGCUCAGGGUGCACGGCGCCUUCUGGAGGCAGUACCCUUGCAUCCCCGCCGACCUCAAGGACUACCUCAAGUUUCUCAAGUGA